This is a messenger RNA of Zasmidium cellare ATCC 36951, 534 nucleotides long. RefSeq lists its product as uncharacterized. The transcript is spliced from 2 exons. The record is from RefSeq and is a predicted model, not a curated record. Bases 1 to 534 code for a protein of 177 amino acids. Lineage: Eukaryota; Fungi; Ascomycota; Dothideomycetes; Mycosphaerellales; Mycosphaerellaceae.
AUGUACAUGUCGUUCUGGAAAAGAGCUGCGGCCGACGACAGCUCGGACAACGGGGGGCUGGGCGAGGAUGUCGGCGAUGGGCAGUAUAAUGGAGGGGAUUAUUAUGAUGAGGGGGAUUAUAGUUGGUGGUGGUCGCCGACCGGCAUGGCGGUCCGCUACACGAUCAUCAUCCUCAUCUUCGCGUCCAUCGUCAUCUUCUUCCUAGGAGGAUACUGGCACGCGCAGCGCCGCAUCCGCAAAGGCCUCCCUCCGCUUCCCUAUCACGCCUGGAUGGUGCGGAGAGCAUAUCGUCGUCAACAACCUCAGUACAACUACAAUCCCUACUACCAGCAACCGGGCCCCUAUCCGCAGCAGCAAGGAUACGCUAUGCAUGAGAACGAGCCACCGCUUCCGCCCCCACCAUACACUGCGCCUCCACCUGCGUAUGCGCCUCCCGUGGGUGCUAGCAAGGCCAUGGCGGAUCAGACGUUCCAUGCGGUUGAGAGACCUGGAGAGUCGAGUCUGCCACCGCUUCCUCCUGCGGCGCGGCAGUAA